UUUUUUUUUCACAUUAUUAUCAUUUUUGUAUUCCAACAGCGCAAUACUUUGAACCCUUACCCAGUCACAGUCCUAACCGCAUUCAACAUUGGACGAAGUGCCCCGACGCCCUGCUUCAUGUCGGCGCGCUACGCGGCUGCAGACAUGGAUGGCACUGCAAUGUAAAGGGAACUGCACGAUUUAGCGUGGAUAAGGGACCUCUUGGUCGCUCCUUGGCGAGUAACAUCAUGAUGAGGGGCAGCUUUCAGGUGAUGCUGUUUGGAUACCACUCUUUCUUGUCUUGCAUUUUUGUGAUCCGGUACUCGGGAAGCGCGCAGGUCUUCCAUUCUUUGGAAUUUGUUUCUCCGUGCAAUGGUCACACCAUACGAGUAAUAUCAUCUUUGAAAGUUCGUCCGUCAUCGAGCUCGUUGAACAGAGACCCCAAAGUACAUCGCCGGCAUGAUGUGUGUGUGGAUGGGCGGCAGUGCAUCAUCGCCAUCAGCAAAUCGAGAAGAAAUGGGCAACACGACAAGCAGGAAUCCCGCACCAGCGGAGUGCCAUUGGAGUGGGGGAACAGCUCGCUACGGCUGUGGUUGGUUGGCGCCUGGGUUUCACACUGCAGUAGAUCAAAGACAUGGUGUGCUGCUCCAAGGGUUCGGUUCCCGCUUGUGAUUGUGAAUGUGUGGUGGUGCUUCAAAGAUAAAGAAAGAGGCAAGCAGCCAACAAGUUCACGAGACCGUUGAAAAGGCGUGUGUAUCUUCCGUUCUUCCGUCUCUCUCAUUUUCUCUCCUUUCUUCUGCCCGCAUGAUGCAUUGCAGAAAGCUGCUGUGGAGAGAGCUCUAGACAGAGCUAUCAGGCCGAGAGAGCAAAGGACGAAAACCGAAGAAAUCGGUAGUGUCGUGUAACGCCGGAAGAAUUGGAGUUCCAAGCACU
Molecule: messenger RNA, 912 nt
Organism: Neurospora hispaniola
Lineage: Eukaryota; Fungi; Ascomycota; Sordariomycetes; Sordariales; Sordariaceae
Exons: 1
Coding region: 228-722 (164 amino acids)
Source: RefSeq, a predicted model, not a curated record